This is a messenger RNA of Corythoichthys intestinalis (scribbled pipefish), 7976 nucleotides long. It is a transcript of the gene ly75, whose product is annotated as lymphocyte antigen 75. Gene Ontology annotation, molecular function: signaling receptor activity. Bases 158 to 5356 code for a protein of 1732 amino acids. Lineage: Eukaryota; Metazoa; Chordata; Actinopteri; Syngnathiformes; Syngnathidae. The record is from RefSeq and is a predicted model, not a curated record. Gene Ontology annotation, cellular component: external side of plasma membrane. The transcript is spliced from 35 exons.
ACUUGUCUUGUCGGCGGUUGGAGUUGUCAGAAGCAGGACGACUGUUCGUCUUUUUAUCACUUUCGCUUUCUACGUUCACGAGUUAAUCGCCCUUUUUCGUAACUUGGCUCUCCACGAAACCUGCCAUCUUUAUGACUCCGUCAAGAAAAGGAAAAUAAUGCUGAAAAUAUUCCGAUCGGCGGUACUUUGUUUAUUGUUGGUGUUGGGGACAACUGUGCCGAGUGGGACAUGCUGGACUUUUGUGGAGGAUGCCUUCACCAUCCAGCACUCUGUCACAGGAAACUGUUUAUCCGUUCAGAACUCAAAAAGUUUAGGCCUCUCGGCGUGCAGCCCUAACAGCACUACCCAGUUGUGGAAGUGGGGCUCGGGUCACCGCCUCUUCCACGUGGCGACCACUCUGUGCUUGGCGGUUGACGUUCAACCCAAGACUUUAACCCUGGUAGACUGUGACUCCGACCGGCCCAUAUGGUGGCGCUGCACGGACGACGCAGUGUUCACCGUCUACCAAAUGAGCCUGGUGGUCAAUGACGGUCGGUUAGGAGUUAAGCGAGACACCCGUGACGAUUGGAUGAGAGGGGGCUCUCAGGAAAACAUCUGCCAGAAGUCGUAUCGUGUGAUUCACACCACCAACGGGAACUCUGCCGGGGCUCCCUGCGAGUUCCCCUUCAAGUACAACGGAAGCUGGCAUCACGGGUGCAUCCCAGAUUCGGACCUGCCGGGACUCUCCUGGUGCUCCACUACCUCCGACUAUGAUCGCGACAGAAAGGACGGGAACUGCUUGAAACCUGAGAUGGGUUGCCAGACUCUGUUCAGCGGGCCGGAGGGGAACUCCUGCUAUGAGUUUGUUCCCAACGCCGCAGUUACCUGGCAACAAGCGCUGGAUUCCUGUCGGAGCCAAGGAGCGGACUUGUUGAGCGUGUCCUGCCCGGAUGAUCUCCACUCCUCGACUAUUUUAGACGGCCUCAACAUGAUGCCUGAGAGAAUGUGGAUAGGCCUCCAUCAGUUAGACACGUCGCAAGGCUGGCAGUGGUCGGAUGGCUCUCCAUUGUCAUACCUGCGCUGGGAAGCAGGAAUGCCGCCCGUCUCUCAAAUCAUUGAGUCAGACUGUGGAGUUCUGAACUCCAAGCACAAUUACGAAGCGGAAGCAUGUAGCAAACAACUUCCAUACAUCUGCAAGAAGAUCAUCAAUGCUACUCAGUCAACACCAGCGGAGUCACUCUUGUAUAAAGACACAACGUGUGCUUCCGGUUGGGUCCCGUGGAAUGGCUGGUGUUACAAGUUAGUGACAGACAACCCUUUAAACUUCACUGAAGCACAGAAGUUCUGCAACCAGACUGUCGGAGGAAGCUUUCUGGCAAGUCUUCACUCCAUUGACAGCAAAGAGAUGAUCAGCACGAGUUUUCCCGCAGAUAACGUGUGGAUCGGUCUGGUCGGAGAGGGCGUGAAUCACACUGUUUUCAAGUGGUUGGACGGGACGCCAAUCACGUUCACGUUCUGGGGCCCAAAUGAGCCGGCGCAGUCUUUGCAGGAUACCAGCUGUGUUUUCUACUCAUCGUCUCACAGUUGGAGUGUCAGCAACUGUUCCGAGCCACGAGCAUUCAUGUGUCAAACCAAAGGAGAGGUCAGCGAAUCAUCGGGGGUUGCCAGCUGUCGCUUUGAGGACGGCUGGAGGAGACAUGGUAACUCCUGUUACAGAGUGAACACCACAAAAGUGUCCUUCAAAGAUCGCUGUGACAUCACUAUCAGAAACCGAUUUGAGCAAGCCUUCAUCAGCCGUUUGCUAGGAGAUUACAUUGGUACCACACCUCAGUAUUUCUGGAUUGGACUACAGGAUGUUAAGAACACAGGGGAGUAUAAGUGGCACAGCCUGGAUGAUUCCCAAAGUGAACUUAUGUACACCAAUUGGGGUGCCUCUGAACCAGAACUGGAUGGCGGCUGUGCUGUGAUGACGACCGCAAACCACCUGGGCAAGUGGGAGGCGAAAAACUGUACCAACUUUAAGGCCGGCACCGUUUGUAGGACAGACCUCAGUCCUGUUAAACCAGUCGUGCCAGAGCCAGAUACCACCUCGCCGUGCCCGAAAGGAUGGAUAUCAGUACCAAAUGGAAAAUACUGCUUUAAGGUAUUUCACGAGGAAAGGCUGAGUCGCAAACGGUCUUGGGAGGAAGCGGAAAGGUUUUGUCAGGCCCUUGGAGCCAACCUGCCUAGCUUCACCAAUAUGGAUGAGAUGAGAGCACUGCACGAGAUCAUGAGAGACACCAUCAGUGACGACCGCUACUUUUGGGUCGGCCUGAACAGAAGAAACCCAGCCGACCGUUCUUGGAGAUGGAGCGACGGUCGUCCAGUCUCUAUGGAUGUUUUACAUCACGACUUCCAUGAGGAUGAUGCGUACAGUCGGGACUGCACUGCAUUUAAGACGAUAAAGAGAACCAUGAAGCACAUCUACAUGUUUUUACUCCACGACAUGCUUCCUGCGUCUUUUUUUGCUUCGCCAUUUCACUGCGAUGCCAGACUGGAAUGGGUUUGCCAAAUUCCUCGUGGAAAGACUCCAAAGAAUCCAGAUUGGUACAAUCCAGGUACACACCACGAGACAUCCAUCUUCAUCGACGGUGGCGAGUAUUGGUUUGUGAACGAGCCUCGGCUGACUUUUGAGGAAGCCAUCCUGUUUUGCACCACGAACGGCAGCAAAUUGGCGUCACCUUCGAGCCCUACUGCCGCAAGACUGAUCCACCAGAACUUGGCAAAGAUGUCAAGUUCUCCCAGGCAAGGCUGGUGGGUCAAUCUGAGAGAUCCCAGGCGGUUGUUUCCCAUAACGCAUCCACGUCUGCAAUACUACUAUCCAGCUCUCUUUGGCAGAUGCACCUCCGUCAAUCCUCAGAGCUCCUAUCCAAAGUAUGAGCACAGUUGCAGGGAGCGAUUGUCCUUUGUGUGCGAAAGGCUUAACGUCACAUCUGUGGAGAACAAUCCAUUGGAUCCUCAUCCUGGAGGGCUGCCAUGUGGAAAUAACUCAUUAGCCUUCAGAAAUAAGUGCUACACACUGCUGCAGAAGGUGAAGCCAGAGUCCUUCAAAACUGCCAAUGAGGCUUGUCUGUCAGUCAGGGGAACUCUGGUCACAAUAGCUGACCAAGUAGAACAAGACUUCAUCACCAGCCUAUUGCCGGAUAUUAAGGACAUGACAACCAUAUGGAUUGGUCUGAAACAUAAAAGCUACAAACUGGAGUGGCUGGACAAGUCGCCAGUCAAUUACGUCAAUUUCAAUCCGUUGCUGGUUGGAAUGCACAAAGCCAUAAACGUCAACACAUUUGACCCUGACAACAUGGAUCUGUGUGUAUUUUUAAUUAACAACCCUAACCCGGGCCUGAUGGGUACCUGGGACUACACUUCCUGUACCCAGUAUCAACAUGGUGCACUUUGCCAACACUAUGCAGAUCAAAUGGAGGAGCCCUCCAUCCCCUUGGAGCCCUUCCAGGUCAACAACCACACAUUCCAGCUGCUGGUCCAGAAUCUGACCUGGUUCGAAGCCUUGGAGCAGUGCAUGAAACUUGACAUGGACCUGGCCAGCAUCGCCGACACCCUCCUGCAGUCUACGCUCAGCGUGCAUGUGAGCCGUGCACGGAAGCCCAUGUGGAUCGGUUUCUUUAGUGAUGAUGACGGGAUCCACUACCGCUGGACGGACCACAGUCACACAGUCUUCAGUCGCUGGUCCUCUGACGUCACCGCCGGCUCGUGCGUUUACCUCGACACGGACGGCUUCUGGAAAGCCACCGAGUGCGAGCAGGGCCUCGGCGGCGCCAUCUGCCACAAACCGCACAGAGAAAUCAUAACCACACCGGAGGACGUGGCAGUCAAAUGCCCUCACAAAAUAAACGGUCCUAACUGGAUCCCGUUCAAGAACAACUGCUAUACCUUCCAGCUGGCUGCGACCAGAUGGGAACAGGUGGACAAAGGCCCCGUCCGCAGAACCUGCAGCAACUUCCACGAAGGCGCCGAGGUCUUAACCAUCCGGAACGCGGAGGAGAACGAGUUCAUCCGGCAGCAACUUGUGCCGUUUCAGAAUUUGGUUCAAUUUGUGUGGCUGGGGCUUUUCAAGAACAACACUGUCGGUAAUCAGUGGAAGUGGUACGACGGCACCAAUGUCCAGUUUUCUAACUGGAGAAACGGUAGACCGGAGGUCAACAGUGACUACAUGGCGGGCGUCAACCUCCAAGGCAAAUGGGGUCUGGUCACCAACCCGUUAUUGUUCUCCGAGUUCAAGCAAAGAGCCAUCGUGGCCUGCAAAAUCGAUAAUGAUCUGAAAAAGGAGUUCUUGAAAUCAACGAAAGAUUUUGAGCGCUUUCGGAAUUUGACCUACGAGGUGGUGACGCGCCGCCAGAUGAGUUGGUACCAGGCUCUGGAAGAAUGCGAUAGGCGUGGAGGCCACCUUGCCAGCGUGCACGACGCCGAGCAGAACGCGCACGUCAAGCUGCUGGCCAAGACUGACGGAUUCCCACUUUGGAUCGGUCUGUCCAACCAAGAGGCGCAAGGUCUGUCCUACGAGUGGUCCGACGGGACCCGGUACCGGUUCAAAGCAGAUAUUUCGGAGUCCCUUGAGGGCUCCGGCUCGGAAGAGCGGGAGGCCAGCUGCAUUUACGUGACGCCUUCAGGGGCUUGGGUGAGAAGCGCUUGCCGCUCGCUGCUAGAUGGCGCCAUCUGCUACACCGCCGACAUCAGCACCCCAUCCCAGAGAGCCAAACUCCAGACAAGUUCGAAGGUUGUCAACAACUGCCCUCGAAUUAAUGGCACAUCCAAGUGGGUCCAACAUCACGACUUCUGCUACGCCUUCGACAUGAGCUUCUACAACUACAGCGUCUACGACAUGCGGCAGGCCAAGAACAUCUGUCGCAGCUUGGACGCUGAAUUGCUGUCUGUCAAAAGCAAGGAGGAGAACGACUUUGUGUCAAAAUACGUGACUGACGACCCGCUGAUAACCAGUCGAGUGUGGCUCGCUGUUGAUCUUGAUGCCAAAGGUGCCCCCGUCAAAUGGGAGGACGGAUCCGGGUUGUCCUACUCCAACUGGAAGUCUGAUGCCGUGGUUAAACCCAAGGGGUCCCCGUGCGCUGUCAUGGUCGCCGAGGACGGGGGAUGGGAUCUCGUCGGCUGCGAGUCCAGCCUCAGUCGCGUCGUAUGCCAAACCCGAGCCGGUUCUUCCGGGUCCCCCGUGGCGGUGGGCUUCUUCGUGGUAAUUCUGCUAGCACUGGUGCUAGCUGUGGCCUUCAUCGUGUACAGGAAGAAGCAAGGUCACUUUACCUCCACGGUGCGCUAUAAGAGGACCACCGACCAGGCGGACACCACCAGUAUUCUCACAGAAGCCGAUUGAAAGCAGACGAAAGGUCACCCGUUUGUUGUUUUAGUGAUUAAUUUAUCGAUCAUUUCUCACAGCUGCUUCUAUGAAGAGUGGAACAACAAUGGGACUGCUUGAACGCAGCGUCUUUAAUUUGGCUUGAGAUUUUUUUAGCUGUUUAAAUUUAGCGUUUCACUGUACUUGUUGGGAUUGUUUGUUUGCAAAGUGAUCUGCUUUAUAUUAUUGGCUGCCAUUGACGACGGUAGACGUCCAACCUAUUUGAAGUGGGAGCCUGCCAGUGAAUGGAUUGGACACUUACUAGCUAUAAACUAGUAAUGAACUCAUUUAAAUUCACAGCAGGGUGAGAAAAAAAAACAUAAUUGGACAUCUAUUAUCGUCAAAGGCAGUGAAGGAGUUUAAAGGUUGUUUUUUUUCCCCCAAUUGCACUGGCUUAUGCUCACUCACAAGUUUGUAAAAUGUACUAGUUUUUUUUUAAACCUGUGAUGCCUGAAUUUUGAUUUAACAAAUACAUAUAAAGUAAUAAAGGAAAUACAUACAGUAGGUACAUAAAAAUAGUAUGAAUACAAAAAUACUAUAGAAAAUCAAAGUAAAGUUAAAAAUGAAAAAAAAAAAAAAAAUCUAAAAUUAAAAAAGAAAAGUUAUGUUUUAAAAGUAGAUGUAUUUUUUUUAUUAGAUUAUUUUUUUUAAAUUACAUAAAAAGGAGGAAUUUAUGAUGUCCUUUUUAUUUUUCUGUUUUAUAUUGAUUUUUUAAUGAAAUUAUUUAAUACUAUUUUUUAAAAGAAAUCAAUUUCAUUUUCUAAUAUUUUGUUUUUUAAUUACAGAACAAAGAAUAAAAAUUAAAUUGAAAAUAAAAAAAUAAACUUUGAAAUGGAUUUUUAAUAAAAAUAUAUUUUGUUUUCUACAUUUUUUAUAAGUUUAAAAAUAAUAUAUAUAUUUUUUAAAUUAUAGAAAAAGUCAUAGAAAAUACUCAAUUUAUUAAAUAGAAUAAUCAAUUUAAUUGUUUUUAUUUAUUUAGCUUUAUUUUUAAAUGUGUCUAUGGUUAGUAAUUACUAGGGUUGUUCCGAUCAUGUUUUUUUUUGCUCCCGAUCCGAUCCCGAUCGUUUUAGUUUGAGUAUCUGCUGAUCCCGAUAUUUCCCGAUCCGAUUACUUUUUUUGCUCCCGAUUAAAUUCCAAUCAUUCCCAAUAAUUUUUCCCGAUCAUAUACAUUUUGGCAAUGCAUUAAGAAAAAAAUGAAUAAAACUCGAACGAAUAUAUACAUUCAACAUACAUUACAUAAGUACUGUAUUUGUUUAUUAUGACAAUAAAUCCUCAAGAUGGCAUUUACAUUAACAUUCUUUCUGUGAGAGGGAUCCAUGGAUAGAAAGACUUGUGACUUUGUAUAUUGUGACUAAAUAUUGCCAUCUCGUGUAUUUGUUUAGCUUUCAGUAAAUGAUACUGUGGCCAUGCCCAAAUGCAUGAUGGGUGGAUGUAACACGCCUUUAGCCACCAUGACUGUGCGUAGUGCUACCAAUUGAUAUAUCUUCUCUGCGUUGGGAAAUAACAUAGGGUGUUAAAAAAAAAAGAUCAAUUGCUACAUUGCUUCCCCACAUUGCUUCCCACGAUAUCUCUACUCGUAGGGAGAGGGAUUGUGAGGCUUUAGCCAAUUAAAAAAAGGCUCAUAAGGCUGCCAAAAUUCAUUCUACUCAUUUUAUGCUGCCUUUUAGCUCUCUAUAUAGGUCAAACGGCGCCAUUACAGAUUGUGCGCGACAAUGGGUGAGUGGUUCGUGCAGCGCAUGCAUUAAUUGCAUUAAAUAUUUUAACGUGAUCCUUUUUUUUUUUUUAAUUAAUUACCGUCGUUAUCGGGAUAAAUUUGAUAACCCUAUCUUAAGCCUAAACUAAAGACUCUGGAUGAGUGUAACAUAUUAUGUCUGUAACGUUAAAUACAAUUAGAAAAUAAUUUAAUUAAAAUAUAUACAUAUAUAUAUUCAAAAAAAGGCAUGUCCGAUUUUUUUUGCCGAUUGAGAUACUUUGAAAAUGACGUGAUCGGACCCGAUCGAUCGGGAUCUCUAGUAAUUACUUUUAUGAAUAUUAUUUUCAUGUACUUACGUAUGUAUUCCUUCAAUGAUUUAUGUAUAUUGAUCAAAUGCAAAUUAAGGUAUGUCCCGUUAACUCAUUUAGAGAUUUUUUGGGUCGAUAUGGCUUUUGUUUAUGGUGUGUGCCUUUUAAUUAAGAAAAAUGUCCCUUACUGUGCCUUUUGGAUAUCUUGAAAAGAAAUUGGCGCGCUUACGUCACUGGAAAAGCUUUGGUACAUGCGACCGGCCCAGAGUAACGCACGUCAUGGACGAACCGCAGGUGCGAGCGUCGACACUCGCCCGCCUGCCGUCUGGGUUGUUCUGACCUUUCUAUGCACUUGAAUACUUAGCAAGAAUGCACUUUAACAGCGACAUAUGUUUAACACACUCGAACGCUUGGAUUUGUGUUCGCUGGACACGCUUUGUACAUAGUUGCUGGUGUUUGCUUGACAAACCAAAGACGCUUUUGAAUGUCACUCCUGAGAUUUUUUGUUUAAACUGGAUUUGUGUGAAUAUGUAAAGCGCCACUUUUUUCGUUUAAAAUCAGGUACAGAUUCAGUUCAAUAAAUGCUCCUUCUCUUGGA